This is a messenger RNA of Alosa alosa (allis shad), 3731 nucleotides long. Its product is annotated as Fc receptor-like protein 5. Lineage: Eukaryota; Metazoa; Chordata; Actinopteri; Clupeiformes; Clupeidae. Gene Ontology annotation, biological process: cell surface receptor signaling pathway. Gene Ontology annotation, molecular function: transmembrane signaling receptor activity. The transcript has 12 exons. The coding region runs from base 25 to 2799 and encodes 924 amino acids. The record is from RefSeq and is a predicted model, not a curated record.
CGCUUAUUUAAGCGCAUUGAAGCAAUGACUCUCCCAACAAAGAAAGUCAUGGAGAUUUUUCCAUUUCUUGGCAUCCCACAGCUAAUGCAUCAUGAGAUGCAAAUGAAAUUUGGGAUAGACAUGGACAGGAGCUUGCAAACUGCAAUACACGAGUUGUCCCCAAGAAUCAUCAGGGUGGUGAAGGAGGGCAGCCAGAAAAGGUUUUCACCCUCCCUCCUUGAGCCAACAAAUGAGAGAUUAGAAGGGCUGAUUCUUCUGCUGGGACACACAGAAGCUAGGACGCGGCCAGUUCUCAGAGUUUCUCCACACAGCUGGGCAGCUGAAGGAGACUCAGUGACUCUGAGCUGUGAGGUUACAGACUCGUCCAUAAAAUGGACAUUUCUCUGGUACAAAACGGUUCCCUUCCGAAGAACUGUUCCAUUCAAUGAGGACUCUCCUAUUUUUGAUGACAGAAAGAAACCGCACUAUGUGGAGCUCCUCUCAGACAGCAGCAGAGGAGCUGGAGGCUUCUACACUCUCAGCCCUGCUGCUCUUCAACACACUGGGAGUUAUGUGUGCAGAGCAGAGGGAGGAGAUCCAGCCUAUCAGACAGACUUCAGUGAGAUUAAGAAUCUCUGGGUCACAGGUGUGUCUCCUCCUGCAUCUCUGGUCAUCAGACCCAACAGAACUCAACUGUUCUAUUCUGAGUCUGUUUCCCUGAGCUGUGAGGUACAGGACAGCUCUACUGGAUGGAGACUGAGAUGGAGAACAAAGAAAGUGACAUCAGUUGAAGACAGAGAAGACAAUUUAGACUGUCCAUAUGGUUGGUAUUCAGAAAGUGGAACCACUUGCAGAACUAAAAUUCAGACGUUGCAUGACAGUGGAGUCUACUGGUGUGAGUCUGAGUUUGGACAAUACAGUAAUGCUGUCAACAUCUCAAUAAACUGGAAACCGAAAUCAGAAAUCAGAAAUCCUCCACACAGCUGGGCAGCGGAAGGAGACUCAGUGACUCUGAGCUGUGAGGUUACAGACGCCUCCUUCAACUGGACAUUCCUCUGGUACAAAGCGGUUCGAACUGGUGAAGAUUACUACAGAGAAGGUUUUUUUAUCUACGAUGAUAACUAUUAUGCAGCAGAGCUCCUCCCAGACAGCAGCAGAGGAGCUGGAGGCUCCUACACCCUCAGCCCUGCUGCUCCUAGACACACUGGGAGUUAUGUGUGCAGAGCAGAGGGAGGAGAUCCAGCCUACCAGACCGGCUUCAGUAAUGUGGUGGCUCUCUGGGUCACAGGUCUGUCUCCUCCAGCCUCUCUGGUCAUCAGACCCAACAGACCUCAGCAGCUGUAUGUAUCUGAAUCCGUCUCCCUGAGCUGUGAGGGACGGGACAAGUCUACCAGAUGGAGACUGAGAUGGUCAACAGGGUCAGAAAACGACAAUGUCUGUCCUAAUGGAUGGACAUCAGAAGCAGGACCCACAUGCACCAAUAGUAGAAUACAAAGCGCGGAUGCAGGAGUGUACUGGUGUGAGACUGAAUCUGGGCAAUAUAGCAAUGCUUUCAACGUGUCAAUAAAACAGAAACCCAUUGCUGUUCUCAGUGCUUCUACGGAUAGUUGGCUUGCUGAAGGAAACUCAGUGACUCUGAGCUGUGAGGUUUCAGACACAUCCUUAAAGUGGAAAUUCCUCUGGUAUAGAGCAGUUCCCUACAAAAAGGAAUUACCUCGUUUGAAACACGGAUGGAUCAAUUACAAUGCAAAGCUCCUCUCAGACAGCAGCAGAGGAGCUGGAGGCUCCUACACUCUCAGCCCUGCUGCUCUUCAACACACUGGGCUUUAUGUGUGCAGAGCAGAGGGAGGAGAUCCAGCCUAUCAGACAGAAUUCAGUAAUGUGGAGACUCUUUGGGUUGUAGGUCUGUCUCCUCCUGCCUCUCUGGUCAUCAGACCCAACAGAACUCAACUGUAUGAAUAUGAGUCUCUCUCUCUGAGCUGUGAAGGACAGGACAGCUCUACUGAAUGGAGGCUGAGAUGGAUUGGACAGAAAGAAGAGGGGCUGGGCUGUCCAAAGUAUUGGAGAUUAGAAGCUGGAUCUACAUGUAGUACCAGCGAACUACAGCCAGAUGACAGUGGAGUGUACUGGUGUGAGUCUGAAUCUGGAGAACACAGCAACCCUUUCAAAUUACGAAUGAACUUGAGACCCAGACCUUUUCUUCAUGUCAGUCCACACAGCUGGCCAGUUGAAGGUGACUCAGUGACACUGAACUGUAAGGUGACAGACACCUCCUUAGGCUGGACAUUUCUCUGGUACCGAGCAGUUCCCAAAAAAGGAUCUGGUCCCUUCACAGAUGACUCAACUGUUACUGAAAGGAAUCGCAAUCGUUACUCUGUGGAGCUCCUCUCAGACAGCAGCAGAGGAGCUGGAGGCUCCUACACUCUCAGCCCUGUUGCUCUUCAACACACUGGGCUUUAUGUGUGCAGAGCAGAGGGAGGAGAUCCAGCCUAUCAGACUAUGUACAGUAACAUGAAGCCACUCCGGGUCAUAGGUGUGUCUCCUCCAGCCACUCUGGUCAUCAGACCCAACAAAACAGACCUGUUUGCAUCCGAGUCUGUCUCCCUGAGCUGUGAGGUGAAGGACAAGUCUACUGGAUGGAGGCUGAGGUGGGACACAAACAGAAGAGAGGAGUCAGUUUGUCCUGCUAGCUGGAGAUCAGAAGCUGAACUCACAUGCAGCACCAUUGGUCUCCAGUACCGGGAUAGAGGAGUGUACUGGUGUGAGUCUGAAUCUGGACAGCACAGCAACGCUGCCCAUAUCAAGAUAUUGUAUCACUAAGUGCUGAGAUGUUCGAGAUUCCUGAUUUCAGUAAUGUACUGUUCUAUACCAUAUAUAAAAAACAAUGAACCAUAAUUAUCAAGUCAAGUUAUUUAUUCUGUCUCCCAGCACAGUUGGAUAUGUAAGAUUAACUAAAAAGUGCACGUUUAAUGUAUGCAAGUCCUAGUGUCCCUAGACCAAGUGCAUUGCCUGCGGAAAGAAGCUCUUCCUCAGUCAUUCAGUUCUGGCUGAGAUGUAGGCUAGUCCCCUACCAGAUGGUAGCCACUUGAAGAGGUUGUGGUUGGGAUGGUGGUGAAUGUCUUUCAUGAUGUGCUGUGUAUAGCAGAAUAUAUUCUUGGAGAUUUAUAAUAUGUUAAUCACUAAUGUUUCACUAAGUGGUGCAUUGAAAUUAACAAGAAGGUUUUGUGUGCGCACGCAAAACCUUUUCAUGUGUGCACAUGAACAUUUCUUAGGGUCUCCGUAGUUGUACCACAGCGGUGCCUGUGAAACUUUGGUUCCACUUACAAAAUAAAUUAAUGUUUUAAGUCUUCCACGACCACCAUGGGAUCAUAUAAAACAAACGAAAAUAGGACCUGGAGAAAGAUAUUGACUGUUGGUAUUUCUGGUGAGGAUUUGAGAUUGCAUUGAGUAAUUCCAAUAAAACAAGAUUUCGAAAUGGCUUGCAUUGUUUGUAUUGACUAUUAAUAUUUUCAUGUACUGUUAAAUAUAUAUUCCUAAAAUGGUUGUACAUUUGUGAGAAAGACAAGUUAAAACGAACUGACUAUGAGCUGAUUUGGUGUUUAACAUUCCAUUGUAACAGUAAUUACAUUGUAACCUUCAUCAAGCUCACGUCCAGUUCCACUGUAUGUUCGCGGAGAACUACCUCCACAGACUGUUUACGAUUGUUCACAAAAACAAUACCAAAUAGAUGUUUUGAUCUUUUUUUUAAGAAA